Messenger RNA from Homarus americanus (American lobster), 1103 nucleotides. Its product is annotated as isopentenyl phosphate kinase-like. Gene Ontology annotation, molecular function: kinase activity. The coding region runs from base 161 to 1018 and encodes 285 amino acids. The transcript is spliced from 7 exons. Lineage: Eukaryota; Metazoa; Arthropoda; Malacostraca; Decapoda; Nephropidae. The record is from RefSeq and is a predicted model, not a curated record. Gene Ontology annotation, cellular component: cytosol.
AAACGUAACCGUUCUGGCAGUGGUGUUCGGGGUACACCCUGCAACAUGAAACUGGUUGUGCACUCUGUACUUGCUGACGAAACUUCCGCGUGGUCAUGUGAUGGUGCUAAUGUGUAUGACUCAAAGCUUCUGAUUGCACCUGUUUACAUCCUUACCUAUCAUGAUGUCGAUUCCUGUGGCAGUGGAUCUUGUGAUCAAGUUAGGGGGCAGUGCAAUCACAGAGAAGUCACUGCCUGAAACAUUCAAGGAAGCUGCCAUAAGAGAGUCAGUGAAACUAGUCAAGCUGUGUGUGAACAAAGGACUAAAAGUUGUAGUCGUACAUGGUGCAGGGUCCUUUGGCCAUCAACAGGCUAAAGAGUAUAAGGUUACAGGAGGAUGGAUGAGGGACAGUGGUGGGUCACAGGUCAAUUAUGGCUUCUCACUGACUAGAGUUUCAUGUAUGAAGCUCAAUGCCAAAGUAGUGGAACAAUUGACUGAUGAAGGAUUACCUGCUGUAGGGUUGUCACCAUGUGGCAAUUGGACAACCCAAGAUGGAAAGGUGGUACAGUCUGGAGUGUCAGCUGUGAGCAGUUUCCUGGGGGCGGGGUUUGUUCCUGUGUUACAUGGAGAUUGUGUGCUGGACACAGUCACAGGCUGCACCAUCUUGAGUGGUGAUACUGUUAUUAAGACACUUUGUAAGGAGCUGGCAGUGGGGAAAGUUGUCUUCUUGACUGAUGUAGCUGGGAUUUAUGACAAACCUCCACAAGUGCCUGGUGCCAAAUUGAUACCAAAUAUCAGGGUGGAUGAAAAUGGAAAGAUUGUACAACAGAUAACAACAGAUGCACUAAGCUGUGAUGUCACAGGAGGUAUUGAACUUAAACUAAGCUCAGCAGUGGAAAUUGUUUUACAAAGUAAGGGAACAGUACCAGUGUUUAUAUGUCAGGUUGGUUCUAAGGCAGCAGAGAACAUAUGCAUAGGUGGAGAACAACUUGCUGUGUUUGAAGAAGGUACAGUUGUAACUUUAUGCAGGGAAAAUUAGCUGUUUAGUAGAAUUUGGUUCAGGUUCUAUUUAUUUAUAUGUACAAGAUAUAGUGUAUUUUUUUUAAUAAAAUAUUUUAAAUUUG